Messenger RNA from Schistosoma bovis, 6625 nucleotides. The record is from the annotation of a GenBank genome assembly. Lineage: Eukaryota; Metazoa; Platyhelminthes; Trematoda; Strigeidida; Schistosomatidae.
GUUCUCGAAAAUUCAGACAAAACAGAAAGUGACAGAUUCCAGAGAUCGUACCAGUUCGAUCCAGUGCAUGAAAUUUAUCGUCUAAAUGUGAAUGCUUACAAGGAUGACGAAGCAGAAAAAUGUUUUGAAAUAGUACAGAAAGGUGUUAAUUUAUGCAUUGAAAAAAACAUAUUUACUUCGGAAGAAAUGGAACCAUACCUGGAAUCAGAUAUAGAACGUUAUACAAAACUCCUUGAAAAAUAUCCAGAUCUAAGAAAAUAUAGUAUCUUAAUAGAACGUCAUAUUCAAGGUUUGACUAAUAUUCAUUCAAUCAAUAAUUUCAAAGAAAUAUACAAUCUAACAAAAAAUAUUCAUAAUAAAGAAAUGUUAUUUGAUCAUUUAAUUGAAUAUACAGAAAUCAAUAAAUCAAUCAAUCAAAAACAAUUAAUCCCUGAUCCAAAAUCAAUACAAAAAUGUUUUCAUAUUAUUAAUACAUUAGAAAAAUAUAUAAAUAAAGAUCAAAUCAUUAAAUUAACCAUACCAAUACAUAUAUUAAAUGAUUUUACGAAUUUAUCAUCGAAAGAAAUCGAUAUUUAUAAUAAAUUAGAUAAAGAAAAAUUAUUAUUAACAAAAGUACGUUUACAAAUGAAACAAUUUAAUCGAUUGCAUAAUCAAACUGAUCCUGAUCAUAAUCAUAAUCAAUCUUUAACAUUGAACAAUAUAACAUGGAUUAAUUAUUUAGUUUUAUUUAUUAAUCAAUUAUUAAAAUUAUUUAAAAAAUCUAUAACAAAUUUAUUUAAUGAAUUGAAAUUUAAACAACAAUCAAAAUUACAAUUAAGUAAUGAAAUUGAAGCAGAUAGUCAUUAUGAUUUAUUAAUGUAUUCAAUGGAACAAUUAAAUAUUCAAUUACAUCCUUAUCAAUAUAUAAUAGAGAAUAUAAAUGAAAAUAAUUCGAAUAUCAAUGAUAAUGAUGAUGAUUAUUAUAAUUGGAAUGAUAAAUUAAUGCAUAAAACACGUAAUCGUGAAAUCAGUUUUAUCAAGAAUUAUUUAAUAGGUAAUUCAAAACUUCCAGGAAUAAUAUAUGGACCACCAGGUUCUGGUAAAACUAGUUUAUUACGAUGGACAGUGAAUUAUUUUAUGCAUAUUCAUUCAAAAUCUGAAAUCAACAAUCAAUCAAUAUCAAAUUCAGAUCAAUUAUCAACUCAUUUAACUAUAUCCCAAUCUAUCAUAGAACCAAUUAUAAUUAUAUGUUGUAUUGGUCGUACCUAUUUAUCCACAUCAUUACAAUCUGUAUUAUUACAAAUUAUUGAACAAUUAAUAAUGAAAUUUAAUAUAAAUUAUUCUAAUAUUAAAUCAUUAUGUGAAUAUGCAGAAAUUGUACGUUUAUUAAAUAUUCUAUUAAAUUUAGCUAAUCCAUUAAAACCAAUAUUGAUAUUAAUUGAUAAUAUAGAAUUAUUAUAUCCAGAUGAACAUGUACAAAUGUUUCAAUGGUUACCAUAUGAAUUACCUAAUCAAUAUAUCCGUUUAUUAAUCACAACAAAUUCAGAAAAAAUUAUUCAAAAUUUUACAAAACGUUUUGGUCAAGGUUGUUGUAUUAAUUUAUCAUCAUGUUAUUCAUUGAAUGAUAUAAUCAAUAAUAUUUUACCAAAAUUAAUUCGAAAACAUUUCAAUUCAAAUGUAUCAAUAAUUGAUGAAAAAAUCAAUAAUCAAUUAAUCAAUUUAAAUUUAGAAAAUAAUAUCACAUUAACUUAUAUAGAAUUAUUAGCUGAUAUAUUAACUAUUCAAUUCAGUGGUAAAAUGAAUUUCAUUUUACCUGAGAUAUUACCUAAUGAUUUAUGUCAUUUAUUUAUCAUACGUUUAAAACAAAUUUAUAUUAUGAUGAAACAACAAAGUAUAUUACAUUUGGCAUUAUUACGUUUUAUGCCAUAUAUAGCAUGUUCACGUUAUGGUUUAACAAUGAAUGAAUUAAUUGAAUUAUUACAAAAUGAUAUUAAUAUAAUAGAAGCAAGAAAACAAUCUAAUUCAAUGAAUAUCUCAUUAAAAUAUUUCCCUAUUGGUUGUUUAUUGAAUUUAUUAUAUUCAUCAAUUUAUGGUAUAAAUAAAUAUUUAAUGUUUAUUAAAACAGAUAAUCGUUUAUUAAUUACAUUUAUACAUGAAUCUUAUCGUCAUGGUGUAUUAUUAUUUUGGAAUUCAUAUUUAGAUAAUAAUAAUAAUAAUAAUGAUAAUGAUCAAUUUUUAAUCAAUGAAAAUAAAAUCGAUUUCAAUCAUGAUAAUAAACAAAAUGAUAAUUUAUCAAAUGAAUUUAUAUUUCAUCGAUAUAUGACAGAUUAUUGGUUAGGUUUAAAUAAUGGACAUGAUGAUUAUGAACAACAUACAAAACAAAUUGGACAUUCUUAUGAAAUAAAACCAAUGAAUAAUACUACUACUAAUAAUAAUAAUAGUAAUAUAGAAUAUAAUGAAGAUUCAUUUCAUACCAUAUAUUAUUGGUUAUCUAUGAAUCAAUCAAUCAAAUUGAAUUCUACUGAAGUAAUAAUAGGAACAUAUAAUAAAUAUUAUAUAUGUAAUACACGUCGUCUUACAGAAUUACCAUAUCAAUUAUUUAAACUAGGUUCAGAGAGUAUACAAGAUUUAUUAAAGUAUGUUAUCUUUUCAUUUGAUUAUAUAUUUGGUAAAUUAUUAUUAGGUUUAAGACCAAAUGAUAUCAUUACAGAAUUUUAUUAUUUAAGACAAUUAAAUCAAUUAAGAACUAAUGAUGAAAUUAUGUAUUUAUUAAAUUUAUUAAGAAAUUUAUCCAUUAAAUUAUCAUUGAUACCAACAAUAUUAAAUAUUGAAUUAGCUGGACGUAUUGGACAUUUAGUGAAUACAGAAUAUAUAAAUAUAAGUCGUUUAUUAUUAAAUAGUAUUGAUUGUGAUUCAAAUAAAGUGAAUUGUCUAUUACCAUUAUUAUCUAUAUGUUAUCAAUCACCAUUACAACCUGAAUUAUUAAAUGUUCAAUAUAAAUAUAAUAAUACAGGAUUUUCUACAUUUAUGAAUGAUAUAAAUAAACAUGAAAUGAAAGAAAUUAUAACGAUUUCAUCAGAUUCAAGAUUUUUAUUAACAUUAACAUUGAAUCCAUUGAAUCAAUCGAAUAAUAAUAAUAAUAAUACAAACCAAUUAAGUAUAAAUAGUAAUGAAGUUAUUAUUCAUUUAUGGGAAGUGAAUUCCUUAACUAAAUCAUGUUCAUUUAGUCUUGGUGAAUGGAUAAAUUAUAAAUUUCAUCAAGCCUAUAUGCCAAUACAUCAAAAUCAAUUAGUUCUAUUAACCUAUUCAAUAAAUGAUGUAAAUAAUAAAAAAUAUGGAAUUUUAUCAAUUAAUUUAGAAUUAGGAUAUAUUGAAGGAAAUCUAUGUGUAACAGAACCAAUUCAAUUAAAAAUUUUAUGUAUAACACGAUCUAGUAUAGUAAUUAAACAAUAUAUUCCUAAAAGAAAUAAUAAUGAAAAACAUAUCAACAAUCAAGAUUAUGCAAUUGUUUAUACUAUACCAAAUUUAAAACCAAUCAAUAAUAUAUUAUCUAAAGUUCCAUUACCAUUUUAUAUAUUACCAAAUGAUCGAAUCUAUUUUGGACCAUCAAAAUGGUUCAUUCCAAUGAAAACAAGUAUAGAAAAGAAAAGAAAACAACAAACUAAUCAAAAUGAAUUCAAAGAGAUAAAUAAUAAUGAUGUACAAGUUCGAUUAAAGAAUGCAUUGAAUGAUAUAGUAGCAUGGAUAAAAUGUCCUUUAGCACCAAUUAUAUUUCAAGCAAAUAUUAGAGGAGAUAAUUUAUUUAUUGGAUGUAAAAGUUUAGGUCAAAUAUAUCGGUUUGAUUUAACUUUGAUAUCAAACAAAGAAAUUCGUAUUCUAAAGCCAAAUUUUGAGUUAAACUUGUAUAAGAAUCUAAAAUCUAUACAAAUGAAAUCAUUAUCAGAAGUAUCAUCAUUAGAAAAGAAAAUUAAUAUUCCAUUCUUAUGGGAUUUAGAAACUAUGAAUAUACUGGAUCAAGUACGUCAUCAAGUCAGUGUAAAAAAAUUAUGGAUAUCACCAGAUGAAAAAUAUUUAGCUGCAUUAUAUAAUAUUAAUGAUUAUCGUUUAAUAAUAGGUAUAUGGCAAAUUAAUUCAAGAUUAUUAAUUGCUGGUCUACAAGGAUAUCAUAAUAGUCAAAUACGAUUUGGUAGUGAUAGUACUAAUUCAUUUUUAAUACAUUUUAUUAAAUCAUCUAUGAAUAAAACAUGGAUUGAAUUGAUUGAAUUCAAUGCAACUCAAUCAAUACAAAUCACAUCUAAUGUAACUAUGAAUAGACCAAUAACUAAUACUAAUAAAUCGAGCACAAAUAUACUUGUAAAAAUACAUAGAAUAGAUACAUUUAAAACUUCUAUCGAUGAAGCAUAUUUUAUUCGAGGAGGUAGUCUAAUCAUUGUAACAAAUGGAAGUAUUAUUUUAACAAAUAUAAAUGUACUUAUAUUAGGUUCAAAAAAUCAAGGACCUAUGGCAUUGACACCAAUUGGCAAAAAAUUAUCCACAGUUAAUUAUCAUCCUGAAUUAGAUAUUGUUUAUUCAACUGAAAUUGGUAAUCAACAACUCUUCUCGUAUUAUAAUCUUAUAACUCAAAAAGUUAUAUCAGUUGAAUGUAUUAAACCAGAUUUACAAGAUGUUUUUAUGAAUAAUUUUGAAACAGACUUUCCAAUGACACCAAUAUUGGAAGAUACACCAUGUGAACGUCAUUUAAGUUCAGAUGGAAAGAGAUUAGCAUUAGUUUAUCGUGUUAAAAAUAUAAUUCAUGAUAAUAAAGGUGAUAAUUCCGAAAGAAACAUUUAUACAGAAUUGAACAAUGAAAAAAAAGAAUAUAAGAAACCAAAACUUCCAAAUAUAAAUUACUAUACAUCUUUACAAGAAAAGAAUAAUGAUUCAUCAAGUAUGGGAUAUGAUCAAACAGUGAUUCGUCUAUAUGAUUUAGAUAAUAAAAUUGGUGGCACUGGAUUACGAUGUCAAAUAUCUAUUAUUGGAGAAUUUAUAUUUCAUAUGUCAACAAAGUAUGGUAUAUACACUUUGAAACCAGAUCAUGCUAGUAAUACAAAAUUGUCUAGUUUGACAGAUCUACAUAAAAAUUAUUCAAUGAAAGAUAUUCAAAAUAAAACUUCACUGAAUAAAAUUGAUGAGAAACCUCAAGCUUUACUAUCACGUUAUGAGUCUACAAAUGGACGAUUUUUAGGAUAUUCAUUUUUACAACAUCCAGUUAUUAAAGGUACACAGAUUAUAUUUAAUGAUCGUUAUUUGGUAUUAUGUUGUGGAGAAAAUGGACAAUGGAUCCGAAUGCUAGAAGCACCAGAUUUUAAAAAAUUAGUAUAUGAGAUAAAUUUACAUAAAUUAUUGAAAGAACAUGAUGAUUUUUGUCGUACACCUAAUGUUCAACGUUUAUUUACAUGUGAAGCACAACCAACUAAAGUUAUUAUACAAUAUUUAUGGUUAGAACAAGAAAAUUCAACAUUUAACAUAACAGUGUUAGAUUUAAAAAACAAACAAAAUAAUGAUUUAAUUAUUAGUCAAAUGUCAAUUGUAGAUAAACUAAUUGAUGUUUCCUCAGAUGGUGCUUAUGGUAUAGAUGCUAAUUUAAGAUUAAUUAAUUUUCAAAAUGGAAGUAUAAUGGCUUUAUUGAAUUCACCGAAUUUAAUACCCGGUACACAAAAUGAUCCUAUAGUAUUAUGUGCCCAAUUUACACCAGAUAAAUUAUACAUUGUAUGUGUUAUAUACUCAAUGGAAUAUCAUAAUGCAUGGCUUGUUAUAAUACACAAUAAUCAACUUCAUAAUAACUAUCCAGUUAUUGGUAGAGCAUUAUUAACACCAAUUGAUGAAAUUAAAUCUAAUUUAUCAGAAUUACCAUCAAUCAAAAUUCAAUUAGGUUAUAAUGGUCGAUUAAUUGUUGUCAAGUUAGAUACUUUUAAAGAAUUUAAAAUAUUCACUAUAAGAAAACAAACAAAAUAUCCAAAUGUAAUUCAUUCAACUGCAAAUGAUCGAAUUAAACAUUUAUUACCAAUAAAUAUGAAUACAAUUGAUGAAAAUAAUUCAUGGUCAAAUAAACAAAAAAGAGCAAAAUAUUUAGAUGAAUUAUUUACACGUUUUUCAGAAUCAUUAUCAAUCAAUAAUACAAUUAUUGGAACUAAUAUUGAUUAUAAUAAUGAUUUGAUCAAUAAUGAUGAUAAUAAUAAUAAUAAUAAUGAAAAUGAUCAUAAUGAAGAAUUAAUUGAUUUUAGUAAAUAUGGUUUUGAUUUCAACUUUAAUAGUAAUAUGUUUGAUCAAGUUUAUAAUAAGAUAGAUAAUAUACCAAUAUAAUGGUUACUAUUAAUUGAUGAAAGGAAUGUAAUUGUGUAUAAGUUUUUAUAGGUUCAGUUAUAUAGUAAAAAUACAUGUACACCCCUUUAUACCUUAAUAAUGUGAAGUCCUACUGACAAGAAGAUGACGCCUGAUGUGUUUUAUAAUCUAGACUGUAGAAUUCUUUGUUUGUUUAUACGUUUAAUCUAUUUUAUAAUGAAAAUCAAUAAAAAGAAAUUUUACCUGUAUUUGAAUAAAAUUGUAUAGCAAAAAAUGAUUUUGCACAAACACAAUUUAAGAAAUAAAAGAAAUGCAUAUCUUUUGA